GGAUUUGCGGAUGACUCUCCCUUCGGUGCCCCUGUGGAGCAGGAGUUGAUCACGAUAAUUUUCGCCCCUAAAAAAUAUGUACGCAAUUUUUAUGUAGAGGUAACUCAUGAGGAAGGUCUGCAGCAGAUGAAGUGGUGGGUCAACAUGUAGAGGAUCGAGUGAACAAGUUGCCUUUGUUAUCCUCCGCAAUUCGUGAGGCUUUUUGGCCUCCAAAUCUACUCCGCCUGCUCACCCACCCUUUCACUCAUCGCGUCUUUCGUUUACAUACUUUUCUCUCUCUCUUUCUACACUCCCCCCCAGAAGCAUCUCCCCUCCAAAUCCCUCCCACUUCAUCACGAAGAAACCUAUCCGCCAACAUUGAAAUUACUUCGACUUGUUCCCAGAUUGUAAACAAAUAACCGAAGAACAAAAGAUAGCGUGAUCGUUUGUAGCAAACCACGACCCCCAAGGAUGAAGUCUUUAGCAGUCCUGUUUUUCGUGUCGACUACUGUAGCGCUGGUGCACGGGGCGACGACGACCAACUACGACAGCAUCCCCCGCCCCCAACGUGGCCAAGAUUACAUCGAUGGCACCUACGAGGCCAAUGCCCGAGUGAUGCCAGAGAUGUGUCCGAGCUCGGGUGCCUGUUCGAUGAUGGACUCCGGAUGGCCGUCUAAAGGGUUUUCAUGUCCCCAGAAAGCCGAUUCUUAUGGUGUUCCGGAUUAUUCCUUCCUCACCGCCCAGGAGACUGCGAUGGUCUAUGGAGGGGGAGACGAGAUCUCGGCGAAGGAGUGGCCCAAGUCGUGUGCGCUUCCGCGCAAGGGAUCGAAGAUGAUGAGAUAUUCGAACGGUGCCUGGAGUGCAAUCUACUCCAUCACGCCGACCUGCAACUGUCCCCAAGGUGUCGAGCCUAAAUGUACCAGAGCUAAUGGGCUGUCGAAAGAGACUUGCAAUAUUGCGGUUCUUAAGUUUUGCGAGGUUCGUUCUGGCUCCCAAGUUUGUGCGCCGAAAAGAUGAGUCUCAAGGGUAGCUGGUGGACGAGGAGGAUCCGGUACACUCUCUCGACUGCUGUGGGUCUGAUAUCCAGGCCAAUCAUAGGCUGAAGGAAAAUGUGAUUGAAACCUUCACCCUUCUUUAUAUUCUUGUACUUGGAUCGACUUCAAACCCCCAAAAAAAAGCUUUUUCACCAACGGUGAAAUAUAUCUUAUUGGUUCCAAAAAUAUUCUUCCUGGCGCAUCCUCAUUUGAUUAAGGUGUGAAUUUCGGAUGAGAUAGAUCGUUGCUGUAUGUGAGGAGACGGAUGAGUGACGGUUACGACCAUUUGAUGACAAGCAAGCGUCAAGAUAAAGAAAUCUACCUUCAAGAAGAGUUGAAAACAAGAUCUUUAUCUAGACAUCACACAGACAUAAAGGAAAGAAGUAUGGCAGAAUUAAGAAUCGA
Molecule: messenger RNA, 1418 nt
Organism: Puccinia graminis f. sp. tritici CRL 75-36-700-3
Lineage: Eukaryota; Fungi; Basidiomycota; Pucciniomycetes; Pucciniales; Pucciniaceae
Exons: 4
Coding region: 451-996 (181 amino acids)
Source: RefSeq, a predicted model, not a curated record